Messenger RNA from Schistocerca gregaria, 1576 nucleotides. Its product is annotated as luciferin sulfotransferase-like. The transcript is spliced from 7 exons. NCBI's taxonomy places the organism in Eukaryota, Metazoa, Arthropoda, Insecta, Orthoptera, Acrididae. Bases 295 to 1266 code for a protein of 323 amino acids. Gene Ontology annotation, cellular component: cytoplasm. Gene Ontology annotation, biological process: sulfation. Gene Ontology annotation, molecular function: sulfotransferase activity. The record is from RefSeq and is a predicted model, not a curated record.
UUGUGAAUUAACAUCGCGCUCGUUUCUGGGGGGCGUUAUCGCCGCGAGCGGAAAAGUACCAACUCGUGAAGUCAAGUUGCAAUUAGGGCGUGAACACAGCUCACCUUAAACAUCACUCGUGCCUCCGUCUCUGUGUGUGUAUGUGAGUGUGCGUUUGUCUGGUGUCCUUCCGUGAGGGUGCCUGGCUACUGUGCAGCAGUAACAGAAACGCUGCUGGUGGAGGAAGGAACACCAUUUAGAGCACCACAGUUCUUUUUGGAACAGUUCCACAGGAGUUCCGGCAGUGCGACAGCCAUGGAGGUGACGGGGGAGCCGCUGCGGCACCCACUGGCGCACAAGUUCUGCGCCGCCCUGGAGCACAGCCGGAAGGACCGCUACGUGGUGACGCAGCCUGCCGGUAUGACCAUGCCCAGCGGCUUCCUCGCAGACGCCGGCCGCAUCCUCGACUUCCCCGUCAGGCCGGACGACGUCUGGGUGGUCAGCUUUCCCAAGUCAGGCACGACCUGGACGCAGGAGAUGGUGUGGCUGCUGAUGAACGACCGCGACUUCAGGACAGCCAGGCAGGUCUGCCUUCCGGAGAGGUUCCCGUUCCUCGAGUAUUCAGCUCUGGUGCCGGAGGAAGGCAAGGCCCGCAUCGCGGACACCAUAGAGCUGGCCCAGAGGAUGACGUCACCGCGACUCAUUAAGAGCCACCUGCCUCCAGCGCUCCUGCCGAAGCAGCUUUGGACCGUCAAGCCGAAGAUCAUAUACGUCGCCCGGAAUCCAAAAGAUGCUGCCACCUCCUUUUAUUACCACAUUCGGCUGAUGUACGACCUGAAACUCCCGCUGGAAGAAUAUUACGAAGCGUUUCUUGCCAAUGUUGUUUACUACACACCUUAUUGGACCAAUGUCCUCGAGUUCUGGAAAAUGCGGCAUGAGCCAAAUAUCUUGUGGAUUACUUACGAAGAAAUGAAAAAGGAUCUUCGUGCAGUGAUACAGAAGACGGCAACCUUUCUGGGCCGGAUCGUAACGGACGAGGAAGUGGAACCACUGGAGGAGCACCUGAGCUUCAGCAGCAUGCGCCAGAACCCGGCCACCAACUACGACGGCCUGGUGCAGAGGCUGCGCUCCACCACAGGCCUGCCGCCGGUGUCCCAGGACCUGGCCUUCAUGCGCGAGGGCGAGGUUGGCGCCUCCAGACAGCGUAUGUCCCCGGAGAUGGACCGCCGCUUUGACCAGUGGAUACAGGACAAUAUACAGGGCACAGGAUAUGAUGGUCCCGUCUGACCCCCAUAACCAGUGGAUAUAGGACAACAUAUGGGGCACUGGAUGCCAAGAUCCUAUCCAGGAUGCGUCUCCAUAGCCAGUGGAUUGAGGACAAUAUUUGGGGUACCACAUGCAAACCAAUGCUUUGCACUGCUACUACUAAUAUGCAAGAGUAUAAACUGUGUUUAAAGGCAAAUAGUGUACCAGAUUUGUACUUCAAGAAUGUACAGUAUGUGUGUUUGUGUUGAGGACUUUCUGUAGAAAAUUGGACAUCAUUUGUAAAUUCAUUUGUAACUAUCAUGUUAUAAGAACUGAAUUAAACCCUUUAAAA